AAACACUUCCGCUUCUUUCUCAGUUGCUGUUUCAUUCAUGAACCAUCAGCUGCUGCCACCUUUUUUCACAGGAGUUCACCGUCUACUGAGCUUUGACCACGGUGUUUUUCAACAAUGGGAAAUCUUCAGAGGAUGAAGAGAGUUUUGAAAUGUUUGUUCUUUGUUCCAAUCACACUCUGUGUAAUCUACUUAAUAUCUCCAUUUGUAAAACUUGUAAUGGACUUCAUACCAAUGGAGAAAUGCAUUUUGGAAAGUGCAAAGAUGCUGAAUCUGGACAGCAGUGUGGACGCCAGCCUCAAUUUACAGUCCAGACCUGACGUGCAAACGUGUACAUAUUGGAAAGCUGCCAUCAUCUGGGAAGGGAUGUUUGACCCCCGCCUUUACGACGAUAUGCACAAGUCAAAAGGUUCAUCUGUGGCUCUAACUGUCUUUGCUGUGGGCAGAUACCUGGAUGCUUACCUUCACAAAUUCCUGAACUCAUCAGAGCAACACUUUAUGGUGGGUUUACCCGUGACCUACUACGUGUUUACGGACAUGCCGGAGAUGUUGCCUGACAUCAAGUUGUCUCCUCUGAGAAGCUUGAAGGUUAUCAAAGUGAAGAAGAACUCCAGGUGGCAGGACGUCUCUAUGACGCGAAUGAAAAGCAUAUCAGAUGUGAUAGAGAGCGAUAUUCGCCACCACUGCACGUACGUCUUCUGCUUUGAUGUGGAUCAGGUGUUUACCGGGAGAUUUGGAUCAGAGGCUCUUGGAGAUUCAGUGGCUCUGCUCCACGCCCACUACUACCACCUUCCAAAGCAUUUGUACACUUACGACCGCAACCCAAACUCCAAGGCGUACAUGGAAACUGGGGAUUUCUACUACCACGCUGCCGUCUUCGGAGGCUCGUGGAAGAGUGUGAAAGCGUUGACAGAGGCCUGCUAUCAGGGCAUCAUGGAGGACAAACAGAACAAUGUGGAGGCUCUGUGGCACGAUGAGAGCCAUCUGAACAAGUACAUGUUGCUCCACAAACCCAGCAGGGUGCUCUCUCCGGAGUACUGCUGGGAUACCAACAUCGGUUACAGGAGCGACAUACAAGUCACCCGUUUACUUUGGGCACCAAAACAUUAUGAGACACUUCGCACACCAUAAAAACUUGACAAAUCAUAACCAAUGUAAUCUCUAAAGUUAUUGUGCUUCCUGGCUCAUUUUGUUCUCUCAGGGGAUUUAUUUGCAUAUUUAUUUGAGUGACAAGUUCUUAUAUAUACACACACUUGUCUUUAAUCAGGAUAUUACCUUGAAUUUCUCUCGGGAUCAAUAAAGUAUCUACCUACCUAUCAAAUGUUGUUGCAUUUCUUUGUAUAUACAUGUAUAUAAGUACACUUUUUACAUGUUUGCUCAAGCUUGUUGAUCUAGCUUACAUUUAUGUGUAUGUCAGUUUGCCAAAUACCACUGUAUCCCAAAUCCCCCUAAUUUUAUCUGACACUCAUUGAGCCUUACAUUUUGUCACAUUUUUAAUAAUUCUCAAUGGCUUUUUUACCCUGUAAAUUUGUGAUUUGUGUGUCAGUCUUUCCUUUUCAUUAAAGCACUGGGCUGCUCUUUGUCA
Eleginops maclovinus (Patagonian blennie) is the source of this 1582-nucleotide messenger RNA. RefSeq names its product N-acetyllactosaminide alpha-1,3-galactosyltransferase-like. Gene Ontology annotation, cellular component: Golgi apparatus; membrane; vesicle. Gene Ontology annotation, biological process: carbohydrate metabolic process. Gene Ontology annotation, molecular function: hexosyltransferase activity. The record is from RefSeq and is a predicted model, not a curated record. The coding region runs from base 115 to 1128 and encodes 337 amino acids. The transcript is spliced from 5 exons. Lineage: Eukaryota; Metazoa; Chordata; Actinopteri; Perciformes; Eleginopidae.